Molecule: messenger RNA, 8012 nt
Organism: Lepisosteus oculatus (spotted gar)
Lineage: Eukaryota; Metazoa; Chordata; Actinopteri; Semionotiformes; Lepisosteidae
Product: leucine rich repeat containing 8 VRAC subunit D
Molecular function (GO): protein binding
Source: RefSeq, a predicted model, not a curated record
CAAAAAUAUUGAACCCUAGAUGUUUUUAUUAAGUAUUUUAUUUUCUGUUUGCUUUCUCCAAGUCCAGUCCUGAGCAGGGAACACCAGGUUGGUCAUGAAAGUGGUGCUCCUGGAGCAGAAGGGGACACUGGAUUCUCUGGGCCACUGGGCCAGAGCUCUCAAACCAAACCCCCGUCUGGUGACCAGGGCCACUGUGCUGGUCCACAGCCCUGUCUGUAGGCAGGAAGGUAACUUCCACAGCAGAGUCACGUCAGCUAAUCGGGCCAGAGCUCACACAUCCUGGCGUCUGUGGCAUUAAGCAGUCUAGAGAGCUUGUGACUCCUCCUCUGGGUGGGACACUGAUUAAUCGUAGGGAUGAUCCCCUCAGCAACACUGGUCCUCACUUGUGCAUCUGGGAAGGCUGUAGAAACUGAGGUAUAGCACCUCACUUGAUAUACAACAUUGGAGUCUGCAGCAGAGACUCGAACCCACAACCCACCAGUUAGAAGUCUACAGACUUACCCACUACUCUCUGAAAUGUGCCGUAUCAAUGCAAAUAAUCACACCUAAAAAACUAGUUAGCAUGUGGCUGCUGUAUACACUGGCAGGUGAAUGGAUAUGUAAGUUCGCAGUGAGAAAUGGACAUACAAAUAGGACCCAGUGGUGGCUGGACAUCGCUGUCAGUGGGCUUGCAAGACAUACACCACCCCCAACCUUAAUGUUAUUGAAUUUUAAAACGCGCACACUGCUCUGCGGCGAGUGCUGAAAUAAGUGUUUGGGACCGGUGCGGCAGUCGGAUGCCGGUCUGGUGUUUCAGAGGCGGCCGUCCCGGACUUCCUGUCCACCAGGCUUGCGGAGAGCAACACCUGCCCCUCUCCACCUUCAACCCCUCGCUUUGUCGAGUCUGGUCUUUGCCUGUUUCUCCCCCCCUGUAAACGGAGAGAGGAGCGCUGGCAUCGUGCUUUGAGAACUGGUCCAGACUGGUUAGCUAACCGUAUCAGGCGCACAUUAAAUUGCACCCUCCUAUCAGAAUAAGAAAACGGGACAAAAGGCUGAUUCACUGUGCUUUAAAGGAGGGAAAAAAUAACUUGUUCUUCUCCUGUGUUCCUUCGCUUCUUUUUGUUGUUGUUGUUGUCGUCUUUGCCUACAGACAGCAGGGAAAACAAAAGUCCUGAGGCGGUUUGGUACAGGAAAAAAAACAACCGAGCGCUUUCUUGGCGAAUCAUUUCCAGGACAUUUGAACGCGUUACCCCUCGGUGUUGCAGGAAACUCCGCAGACAUGCCAGUAGCUACCAGACAAAACCGGAAUCCGUCUGCACCCUCCGGAAGGUGAAGAUGUAAUGCCCACGGUGGGUGAGGGUGAGACCCGCUCGCUAACCCGGUGCCCGGAUCCGGGCUGCAGGCAGCUCGGCCAGCCGUGCCCCACGUCGGCUGCGGCGCAGAUCAAUUCCUCCCCGCUCAGUGCGCGGCUGCUAGGACCUGCCCCUACUAUCGCCAUGCCGCUGACGCUGCUGCGGUGAAGGUAAAGGCAGAAAGACGGACGGAAACGCAGCGCGAAGCCCCUGACGGCGGCGGCGGCGGCGCUUGGAUCUCGACCCGGGCGGGCAGCGGCGCGAUGGUGUCGGGGGAGCCGGGAGCCCGGGCGCAGCGGGGCGGCCAGCAGUGACGAGCCGCCGGGGCGCCGCCGGAGCCGGAGCCGCACUUGCAGCUGGACCGCUGUCGGGGAGGCGCCGGUGAAUUUGGGGGGGGGACUCCCUAAUUGUAAGGCCGUGUACGCGGUCUGACGAUACAGAAUGUUCACCCUCACGGAAGUCGCCUCUCUCAAUGACAUCCAGCCCACAUAUCGGAUCCUGAAGCCAUGGUGGGAUGUGUUUAUGGACUAUCUCGCUGUCGUGAUGCUGAUGGUGGCGAUAUUCGCCGGGACAAUGCAGUUAACCAAAGACCAGGUCGUCUGCCUUCCCUUUCUGGAAUCGGGUGAAAAAUGCGGAACAAGAGGCGGAGGAUCGAAUGCGUUUACAGAACCAGGGGAUAUGACCUCUCCCACCCCCACAGGUGUCUCGCAGUUAACGCCUGCUUUUGAUGGGAAGAGAAUAGUGGGCCAACCACAGCCUACAGGGGUGAAAACAAACUUGGACUUCCAGCAGUAUGUCUUUGUCAACCAGAUGUGCUACCACGUGGCCUUGCCUUGGUACUCAAAGUACUUUCCCUACCUAGCUCUUAUUCACACGAUCGUACUCAUGGUCAGCAGUAACUUUUGGUUCAAAUAUCCAAAGACCAGUUCCAAAAUCGAGCACUUCGUGUCGAUCCUGGGGAAGUGUUUCGAGUCACCGUGGACGACGAAGGCGCUGUCCGAAACGGCCUGCGAGGACUCGGAGGAGAACAAGCAGAGGCUGACGGGCGCCACCUCUUUGCCCAAGCACGUGUCGACCAGCAGCGAUGAGGGGAGCCCUAGCCCGACCACCCCGAUGCUGGCCAAGACCGGCAUAAAAUUCUCCGCUGAAAAGCCUGUCGUUGAGGUUCCGGGCAUGACCAUUCUGGACAAGAAGGACGGGGAGCAGGCCAAAGCCCUCUUCGAGAAGGUCAGGAAGUUCCGUGCCCACGUGGAGGACAGCGCCUUCAUCUACAAGCUUUACGUUGCUCAGACUGUGAUCAAAACAUGCAAGUUCAUCUUGAUCUUAGGCUACACUUCAAAUUUUGUUGCUACAAUCCAUUUUGAGCACAUCUGUGAGCCAGACGUCAAGCACUUGACCGGGUACUCUCAGUUUUGCUGCACUCACAACAUGGCUUUCAUGCUGAAGAAGCUGCUCAUCAGCUACAUCGCUCUCAUUUGUGUGUAUGGUCUGGUCUGCUUGUACACCCUCUUCUGGCUCUUCAGACGCCCGCUGAAGGAGUACUCCUUCGAGAAGGUGAGGGAGGAGAGUAGCUUCAGCGACAUUCCCGACGUAAAGAAUGAUUUUGCCUUUCUUUUGCACAUGGUUGACCAGUAUGACCAGCUGUAUUCCAAAAGGUUUGGGGUCUUCCUCUCUGAAGUGAGCGAGAACAAGCUCCGGGAGAUCAGUCUGAACCACGAGUGGACCUAUGAGAAACUGAGGCAGCAUGUAACACGGAAUACGCAGGAUAAGCUCGAACUUCAUCUCUUCAUGCUCUCAGGGGUCCCUGACGUGGUCUUCGACCUCACCGACCUGGAGAUACUCAAGCUGGAACUGAUUCCUGAAGCCAGGCUCACAGCCAAGAUUUCCCAAAUGAUUAACCUCCAGGAGCUGCAUUUAUACCAUUGUCCUGCCAAAGUUGAGCAGACGGCUUUCAGUUUUCUCCGUGACCACCUCCGGUGCCUUCAUGUAAAGUUUACAGACGUUGGAGAGAUCCCCUCUUGGGUCUACCUGUUGAGGAACCUGAGGGAGCUAUACCUAGUAGGCAACCUUAACUCAGAAAACAACAAGAUGAUAGGUUUGGAGUCCCUUCGAGAUCUGAGGCAUCUGAAGACCCUGCAUCUCAAGAGUAACCUCACCAAGAUCCCGACAAACAUCACUGAUCUUUCACCACACUUAACCAAACUGGUUGUGCACAAUGACGGGACAAAACUGUUGGUACUUAACAGCCUGAAGAAGAUGAUGAAUUUAGCCGAACUGGAGCUGCACAAUUGUGAGCUGGAGAGAAUCCCGCAUGCCAUCUUUAGUCUGACAAACCUGCAGGAGCUAGAUCUGAAAUCCAAUAACAUCCGCACGAUAGAAGAAGUCAUUAGUUUUCAACAUCUUAAAAGACUAACGUGCCUCAAACUGUGGCAUAACAAAAUCAUCAGCAUUCCUUUGUCCAUAAGUCACGUCAAGAACCUGGAAUCUCUCUACUUUUCACACAACAAGCUGGAAUCUUUGCCUCCACCUCUUUUCAACCUCCAGAAACUGAGAUACUUGGAUGUUAGUCACAACACCAUUGCGGCAAUCCCACUAGAAAUUGGCUUUCUGCAGAACCUCCAGCAUUUUGCUAUCACUGGAAACAAAGUGGAAGUUUUGCCUAAGCAGCUGUUUAAAUGCACUAAGCUAAAGACGUUAUUUCUUGGGCAGAACUGCAUUUCCACGAUCCCUGAGAAAAUCUGCCAGCUAGCACAGCUCACCCAGCUGGAACUGAAGGGAAACUGCCUGGACCGUCUCCCCUCGCAGCUGGGACAGUGUCGGCUCCUCAGGAGGACCUGCCUCAUCGUUGAAGACCAUCUUUUUGACACUCUGCCUCUGGAAGCUAAAGAAAUGAUCAAUCAGGAGUCCAAUGUUCCCUUUGCAAAUGGCAUAUAGGUGAUAAAUUAGCAGAACAAAGUGUUUCCAAUGGUUUAAUUUUGGGAUGUUCUUUGUAGUCUUGUUUCCUGCACAAGCUCCCUGUACUCAGGAGCAGGAAGAGAUCCCAUCUUCGUGCUGCUAGUCAGGCGGAACAUCUGAUGGAUGGGAGGUUUGUCUUAGCUUGACUUAGCUGAUGGUUUGAACUGUAGGAAGUCAGUUGACAUGAUCAAGAAGGGUCCAGUUAGCAUGCUGAAGACUUCAGUUACUGCAGCGUUGCCUGUUCCACAUAAGAUAAGUGGGGUUGUGGGUAUUAGUGACAGUACAGGCACUGUUUCAGGAUUUGUGGACAAACAGUCUACAUGUCUGAAAGAAAAAAUAAAGCAGCUGAAGUCUGGAAACCUGGAGAGAAACCCAUAGCUGCUGAAGAAAGUAGUUCUGGUCAUUCUUUUCCAUUUUAUAUGUUUUUUUUUCAGAAAAAGACCAGUGAUUUGUUUUACAAUGCUUGUGCUGUUCAUAGCUUUAUGCUGUCUCACUGAGGGGGCUCCAUCACCAAGCUUUAAGAUUAUUAGAGUUAUUGUUUGUAAUCUGCUUUUAAAAAGCUUUAUAUCCGAAUAUAGCUCACAAACUUGAGUUUGCUUUGUUAAAACGUUUUUUUCUGUUCCUUGUGCUUGACCUGAUUCUUAGCUGACAGUACCUGUACCACCUGGCUCAGAAUUCGGUCGGUCACUGUUCGUCGGGCUGCAGCCUGCUGUGGUGGCGUUCUGUUUCUGUACUGUCGCAGAAGAAGCGGUGAGCUCCUCUAACACAGCUUGCCUCCGUGGCGUCACGGCGGCUUGCGGGGGGGGCAGUGCACAGCUGACCGCUUCCGGGUCCAGUCGCCAUCCUCUCUGUCCAGGUCCGGGGCAUGGCGGGACCUGGCUCCCUGGCCGCACCGAAGUUUCGGAGUUUCUUUUCAACAGAAUAACCGGUUUUAAAGACUUGCCUGCGUGGGCUUCAUCUGCCUGAGAGCCCCUGUAGCUCAGAGCUCUUGAUGUAACUUCCCGGUGUGUGCACGGUGGUGAGAGCCAAAGACACGUGCUGCAAACUUGCUAGCAUUUACCAUUGUAACCCUGGUGCACCGUUCCGUUUAGGAAAUGGGGAGAGAAAACAUGGCUGUUGUCCUCUCCUUUGGUGUCCUUCAUGUUCCAAACAGUAUGGCAGUAGGUCUCUUGAGCAGUGUGUCCUCAUGGUUCAGGUUGGAGGACCCUUCAUGAAUACACACACCACAACCUGUGCUACAGCGCUUUCAGGACCGAACCACCAGUGCAGCAAAAGCAUGCUGACUUCGUCCUCAAAGCGCCAUAAUUCACUUGAAGCAUCACAUUUCUUUCAACAGUGGCAUUUUUACGUUUAGUUCAGGGGUUAAAGAAGAAGUGUGAACAAACCAAAUCAGUUCAGUUAUUAAGUUGCACAUGGCAGCAGUUGAUUAGAAUACAUCUUUGGGAAAAGGAGUGUGGUGAGGUUUUAAUAAAAAGGGUAAUGUAUACAGACAGGGCAAUGAUAAUAUUCAUCCAUUCUGAGAAUGAUAAAGCUUUAAGAAUUGUCUAGUGUCAGGCUUUUUGUACAUUUUUUGUGAUUUUUUUAAUGCUAAAUUGAGUAAAAAUGUGUUUUUGUUACUGUGGAAUGUAUAAGGCAUUUCAUUUUCCCUCCAAAAAAACAUAAUACAUUUUAAUGAGUAUGCAAAAGGUAACCCAUGAACAGCAUAUAUCUCUGAAUGAACAGAUCCCUUCUGUGAGGAGAGUUCAUGCUCUAAAAGUAGGCGAAAUAUGCAGUGCUAAGUGUUGAUACAGAUCUGUCACACAUCCUACGUAUAGGAUUAUCUCUUGUUGGCGUCUUGCGUUUAAUAGAUAUUUAACAACAGAAAUUAUUUCUGCAUGGUGUUGAGAGGGGGCCAAAAGAGGUAAAGUAACCCUAGAGCCUCUUAUGUCACUCGAUAUUUUUGUGAGACUACUUUACACAGAGCUUUCAUUUUGAAUCGGACAAAGACGACCCGGGUGUGGUCAGUUAAUAUUUCAGUGGUUGUUUAAAAAUAAUAAAAUAUGUAAUUAAUAUUAACAAUAAACAUAAUCUUCAAGCCGUAAGUCAGACACAGGCUGUGGGUUGUCAUGAUCCCUGCUCGGUAAACGAGGCUUACUAUUAUGUGCGAAUGACCAAAAACGUCAUUUUAUCUCUUUUUUUAUCAUUUUAUAUCAUCUUUUAUCAUUUCACCUGUGCUCAUCUAGCUCACAUACACUGUUCUAUGUCUUCAGUAAACAAGACAGUCUCUCUACAGAGCUUCAUUACGGACUGAUUUCCCUGUUCUACUCGGUCUGGACUGAAAUAAGCCCCGCAAUGUAAAAACAGGCCUCUAGGCUCCAGCUCUUGAGCUGUGCUUGGAAUGCAGUGGAAGCCUGAUGUGACUUGAAUCCAGGCGGAUGUGAGUGAAUAUUCAGCUUUACCCUGAGAGCCAGGAGAGGAGGAAAUAGCGACGUGUUUCUCAUUCCAUUCCCCUUCAGGGACUUUGUUGCUCGUCCUGUGAUUAAAUAUCCCUCAUUAAGUCCUCCUGAAGCUAGCUAGAUCUGACAGCUGGGAUAAACCAAUUUUGCUUGUUACUGGUUUUGACGUUGUUAACCCUUGUUAAACUUUCAAAUGGCUUCUCGUUUCCAUGGCGCUCCGCUGGGCCCGUGGAACAGGUGUGUCCGUGUGACAGCCCCAGGGCCUCUGGAAGUGCAGGACCCGCCGGAAUCGAAGGACCCCGCUUCGUGUCCGAGUGCGCUGUUGCCUGGGAAAUCUGACACUGCGACACAAUAUCCCCUCUGUUUCCAGCCUCACCAGACCAGGCCCUCGCACAGACGAGCCUUUACUGACAUUUUGCUUGUCUUUGAGGAUGUAGUAGGACUUUUAGCCCACACUUCUAAGUGUAAGAAUUUGAACAAAAUAGGACAAAGAUUGAACUGGCUUUUCUAGAUUUCUGCCCACAGUAUACGUUCUCCAUACAAGCAAGCUCAUUGGUUUAGUUUAGUAUUUUUUGCUUUGAAUCUGUUUUGCUUCUUUGUGUUUUUAGUGUAGUAAAAGCUCUGACAUUCACCCAUACGGUAUCAAUAUUUAAAGCAACUGCAAAUUGAAAACUUGAUAAGGAAGUACUAGGGGAAGGACUUCAUUUUUAUUGUACUUAUAAAACUUUUGUUUCUGAGGAUCAAUAUAAAAGGUUGUUUUUUAUUGUACAAUAAAAACUAUGGGCACGGUUUGUUUAAUAACAUAAGUAAAAUAUAUCAGGAUAAAUCGAACCCAAUAAUCCCUUCUGUGAGGCAUAACUGUGUGGCCAAAUAAUGAUUUGAAGUUACCUGAUUUUAUACCAAAAAUUAAUGUCUUUUCUUAUGGUGUUCUUGUGUAUACCAAGGCCCACCAAAUAUUUUCUUUAAUUUAUGUAAAUCAUUUAUGUCUGAAAUGAAUGCAGCAAAAUGGACUCAUUCAGCUUCCAAGGUGUCCCCACUGAGUGCUUCAAGGAAUAAGGAUGACCUGUGCACAUUUGAUAAAAAAUGCUGCAGUAGCUCUGCGUGUAGUAUACAGGAUGUCUGAAGUUUCUGAUUUGACAUCAAACUGUGGACAAAGUGUCGGCAUAUUGCAAUAAUCUGAAAAAUGUAUUUUAACGAAAUUCUCCAGUAAAUUCUUGUUCUGUUUGUUUUUUCUAAAUGCUGUAUAUAAUUUGCAAGAUUUUUGGAAGAAUAAAUGCGUUAAAAACAUGAA